ACAGUCAACUUAACAGUUUUAUUCAGUUCGUUCGAGAAAUGUGUUCCGCUAAAGUAAAAGCAUUAUUGGUCGUGUUCAGCAUGGUCAUGCUGGUGGAUUCGCUCACGAUUCAAGAGUUACGGCUGGCGAUCCUUAAACAGCGUUUAGCUGCACGUUCCGGAACAUCAACGACAACGGCAGCAACAACGACAACGGCAGCAACAACGACAACGGCAGCAGCAACGACAACAACGGCUGCAACCACAACAACCGAAGCGAGUACUACCGAGUCCAAUUCAACAACAACCGAAGCGAGUACUACCGAGUCCAAUUCAACAACAACCGAAGCGAGUACUACCGAGUCCAAUUCAACAACAACCACAGCUGAUGCGACUACAACAUCCACCACUGUUGCAGCAUCCGACGACACUACGACAACUGCUGCAGAAAAUGCAACCACCACGGCGAGUGAGACUGACCUCAGGGCUCAAUACCGCGAUCAGGUUCGCCAGCAAGCGAUACAGAAAGUCUUGGAGCGAGCACAGGGUUAACAGUUUAGAUGGUUCCGAUCAGUUCUCACAUAAAGUAAUACUAAAUUA
Messenger RNA from Anopheles bellator, 578 nucleotides. RefSeq lists its product as uncharacterized. The record is from RefSeq and is a predicted model, not a curated record. Lineage: Eukaryota; Metazoa; Arthropoda; Insecta; Diptera; Culicidae. The transcript is spliced from 2 exons. The coding region runs from base 39 to 530 and encodes 163 amino acids.